UCCUCCACAGCUCUGCCUCGCUCAAGUUGGUAAAUAAGGACUGACCUCGUGGCGAGAGACAAUCUGGAUUAAACGCACAUACAGCAGCAGGACCUGCGACACAUGCUGCGCUCGUAUUACUGCUGCUAACGAUGCAUAUCGCCUGCUGUAGCUUCACAAAGUAAAGUAGUUGUUUUCGACACCCAGUCCCACCUGACCUCAGCUGCUGUUCAUCAUGGCUGGUGAUAUGGCGCUGGUGAUGCGAGGCCUGGCCAAGUUGAGCCAGGCUGUCAUUGAAACACAGACAAAUGCCUUGCGCAGUGGAACAGGUGUCAGUGCUGCUGCCCAAAGCCUACAGUCAGCUGCAGAGCAAGGCAUAUCUGCCGCGAUGAUGAAAGUCCAGGAACUCUCCGGCCAUCAGCAGAGCUCAACAACAGAUUCUGAAUUUGACUUCCCUGAGGAGGAUGGGUUCCCCUCUGCAGAUUUCAAAGAGGAAGACUUCGCAUCUCAUCAUGAAGGUGCUGAUGAGAUGACCUAUGGGGGCCCGAUGGCAGGAGCUGGGGCUAAACAGUCGUUGUUUGAGGGGUACAAAGAUCCCAGUAAACAGUUCAGUGGGCCGACCAGAUCCUACCACUUGGAUAGCAGAUGCUUUGUGGGACAUCAUCUGUACAACAACAGUCUCAACCGGCACAUGUGGAAUCAACAGAGAUGCUACCAUCAGGACCCGUCGACUGUUGGAGGACUCACAGCAGAGGACAUAGACAAAGCCAGGCAGACGAAGAGAGCUGAAAACAAACCACACAAACAAAUGCUGAGCGAGAGAGCCAGAGAGAGGAAAGUACCCGUGACUCGCCUCAGCAGACUUGCCAACUUCGGAGGUCUGGCUGUUGGUUUGGGCAUCGGAGCGCUGGCGGAGGUUGCUAAGAAGACUAUAAGACAUAAUGGUGCGGCAGGUGAGAACAAGAAGGCUGUCCUGGACUCGAGCCCUUUUCUCUCCGAAGCAAAUGCCGAACGAAUCGUCAGGACUCUAUGCAAAGUGAGAGGAGCAGCGUUAAAACUGGGGCAGAUGCUCAGCAUUCAAGAUGACGCCUUCAUCAACCCUCAACUCGCCAAGAUUUUUGAGCGAGUCAGACAGAGCGCAGACUUCAUGCCUAUUAAACAGAUGACGAAAGCUCUGAACAGCGACCUGGGUCCUAACUGGAGGGACAAACUCGACUCUUUUGAAGAGCGUCCGUUCGCGGCCGCGUCCAUCGGCCAAGUUCACCUGGCCAGGAUGAAGGACGGCAGAGAGGUGGCCAUGAAAAUACAGUAUCCCGGUGUGGCUCAGAGCAUCAACAGUGAUGUCAACAAUCUGAUGACGGUGCUGAACAUGAGCAACGCUUUGCCCGAAGGUCUGUUCCCCGAGCAUCUGAUCGAGGUGAUGAGAAGAGAGUUGGCUCUGGAGUGCGACUAUAUCCGAGAAGCCCAGUGUGCCAAGAAAUUCAGAGAGCUUCUGAAGGACGACUCGUUCUUCUACGUGCCAGAGGUCAUCGAGGAGCUAAGCAGUAAAAGUGUUCUGACCACUGAGCUAGUGCCAGGGUUUCCUCUGGACCAGGCGGAGGAGCUGUCGCAGAACCUGAAGGAUGAGAUCUGUCAGAACAUUCUGGUUCUGUGCCUCCGAGAACUGUUUGAGUUCAGGUACAUGCAGACCGACCCAAACUGGUCCAACUUCUUCUACGACCCGCAGACCCACAGGGUGGCGCUGUUGGAUUUCGGAGCCACCAGAGGAUUCGAUCUGAGCUUCACAGACGUCUACGUUGAGAUCAUUCGCUCGGCUGCAGAGGGCGACAGAGAGGGAGUCCUGAAGAAAUCCAUUGAGAUGAAAUUCCUAACUGGAUACGAGUCCAAGGCCAUGGUGAAUGCCCACGUGGACGCAGUGAUGAUCCUCGGUGAGGCCUUUGCCUCCACGGAGGCCUUCGACUUUGGCGCCCAGUCCACUACUGAGAGAAUCCACAACCUCAUCCCAGUGAUGCUCAAACACCGCCUCACUCCUCCUCCUGAGGAGACGUACUCGCUGCACAGAAAGAUGGGAGGCUCCUUCCUCAUUUGCUCCAAACUGGGCGCCAAACUUUCCUGCAAAGACAUGUUCCAAAAAGCUUACAAGAACUACUGGGAAGGGCGCACGCCCCCCUCCAAAUCAGCUUGACUCUAGUGCUGAUGGACUCGUCCUGGGGCCAACUGUGAGGUGCCUGUCCAUGGUGAUGUUGAGGAGCGACUGGUCUCUGCCGUCCCACAGGAGGCGCGCUUGAGAGCCUCUUGUACUGCCGCUGUUUUAGUUUUACGGAGAACCAACAGCCUUUCAUGGCCUGAAGCCAGAUCCAGUUGUGGGCCCGACAGACUGAACUGAGAGAAACGGCCUGUAUCGAAUGUAAAAAGGAAGCGGGUGCCUGAUGCUUUCAAGGCGACUGCUGCUUGUGUGUUUGUUUGCUUUGCUGUGUUACAUAAUCACACUGCCACCAAAAUGGUGAUCUUACAGCAUUCAUUUGGUGAAGCGUCCGUCGCUCGUGUUUCAGUUUCCAGAGAGGAGGAUCAGACUGUGCGAUUUUUGUGAGCGGAAUUGUGAUUUAAAGCAACAAGCAUCGAUAUCAAUCAUGUUUAAAUGAACCUCAGGGUGAAGCAGGGUUUUACUGUCACAUCAGACUGUUGAUCUGUGAUUCUUUUGAUAUGAAAGAUGUGUUUUAACCACUGAUCAGUAUAUGAAAUAAAUUUCCACUUGAUUAGA
Molecule: messenger RNA, 2740 nt
Organism: Synchiropus splendidus (mandarinfish)
Lineage: Eukaryota; Metazoa; Chordata; Actinopteri; Syngnathiformes; Callionymidae
Gene: coq8aa
Product: coenzyme Q8A, genome duplicate a
Exons: 17
Coding region: 215-2164 (649 amino acids)
Biological process (GO): ubiquinone biosynthetic process
Cellular component (GO): extrinsic component of mitochondrial inner membrane
Molecular function (GO): kinase activity
Source: RefSeq, a predicted model, not a curated record